Trichomycterus rosablanca is the source of this 3011-nucleotide messenger RNA. RefSeq names its product DEAD (Asp-Glu-Ala-Asp) box helicase 61 (gene ddx61). The record is from RefSeq and is a predicted model, not a curated record. Gene Ontology annotation, cellular component: P-body; cytoplasmic stress granule. The coding region runs from base 815 to 2215 and encodes 466 amino acids. Gene Ontology annotation, biological process: cytoplasmic stress granule assembly; negative regulation of translation; P-body assembly. Gene Ontology annotation, molecular function: ATP binding; RNA helicase activity; mRNA binding. Lineage: Eukaryota; Metazoa; Chordata; Actinopteri; Siluriformes; Trichomycteridae. The transcript has 14 exons.
UGUGAGCGCUAGGCCGUGUUCAGGUCUGAGUGAAAAGACAAAAGGACAGUUAUAAACACCGCUACAUCCACAACCAAGACUUUCUUUAUCAGGGGAGCGGAGAUUUAUUUCAUUAAAAAGACGAAGAUUAAAAUCCUUCAGAAUAAGACGGUGGCACACUGCAUAAAUAAGGAUUUUUCUUCAGUGAGUAGUCAAGAGAGACUGCAAGACAGAAAAGACAGCUAAUAAAAGCAGAAUUGGAUUGAUUCUGUUUUAAAUUUUCAACUGAAAUUCAGUCACGGGGUCAUUUAGAUAUAUCUACAAGUUUACUAGGAGCAUCUUGUUUGAUGUAUCUUACAGAAAAAUAAAAUACCAGGCAGGAAUUUUAACAAAGGGCUAAGGACUGUAACCUGAAAUGAACAUUACUGAGUGGUAACAGCUCUUUUUGAAUCCAAAACAGUUUAAAAGGUACUGAAGCUUUUUUCAGAAAAAAAGUAGGACAAAUUUAAGACCGUUAUUAGUAGAACCUAUAGCAAUAAAAUUUCGCCAUAUUUGUGCUAAAAGGCCAAACCUGAAUUACAAAAAAUUGCCCAUUUUGAGUUGAUACCUUGUAGACGGGUUAUAUUUAUUUUUGUAAAUAAUUUUUUUCUUCUUUUUGGGAGAGUUUUUUUUAUAAAUUGUUUUCAUACAUCAGCUCCUCUUCUUUUCAAGAGGUCUGUACGUACAAGUGACGAAACAAAAAUCUGUUUACAUAGUAAAACGUUGCGUUUUACAGUAGCAGUAAAAAAAAAAAAAGAAGAAACUUUAAAUAUAAAAAAAUAGACUUUGAGAAACAAUGGCUACUGCAAGAACAGAGAUCCCUGCCUCAGUGAUGGCGCUGGCCAGGCAGAAUGGGCAAUCCAAGCCGGUGGGCCUUCAGUCAGGAAAGAAAGAGAGCAGCUUAUCACACACCAGUGGUGGAAUCAGAUGUGGAGAUGACUGGAAGAAGUCCCUGCAGCUCCCAGAAAAAGACAUGAGAGUACAAACCUCAGAUGUAACUGCGACCAAGGGAAACGAGUUUGAAGAUUAUUGCCUUAAACGUGAGUUGCUGAUGGGGAUCUUUGAAAUGGGCUGGGAGAAACCCUCUCCUAUCCAGGAGGAGAGCAUUCCCAUUGCUUUGUCCGGUAGGGACAUCUUAGCUCGGGCCAAGAAUGGCACAGGAAAGAGCGGCGCCUACCUCAUUCCUCUCCUGGAAAAGAUUGACCUUAAAAAGGAUUACAUUCAAGCUUUAGUGUUGGUACCCACCCGAGAACUGGCCUUGCAGGUGAGCCAAAUUAGUAUUAACAUGAGCAAGCACAUGGGUGGAGUCAAGGUUAUGGCCACCACUGGUGGCACUAACUUGAGGGAUGACAUCAUGCGCCUGGAUGAGAUGGUUCAUGUUAUAAUAGCCACUCCAGGCAGAAUUCUAGACCUUAUAAAGAAAGGUUUGGCCAAAGUUGAUAAAGUCCAAAUGAUGGUGAUGGAUGAGGCAGACAAGUUGCUUUCUCAGGACUUUGUUGUUCUUGUUGAGGACAUCAUUAGCUUUUUUGACAAAAAUCGUCAGAUUCUGCUCUACUCGGCCACCUUUCCCGUCACCGUACAAAAAUUCAUGUCUAGACAUCUCAAAAAACCCUACGAGAUUAACUUGAUGGAUGAGCUGACGCUGAAAGGCAUCACUCAGUACUACGCCUAUGUUGCAGAGAGACAAAAAGUGCACUGUCUCAACACACUCUUCUCCAAGCUCCAGAUCAAUCAGUCGAUUAUCUUUUGUAACUCAACCCAGAGGGUGGAGCUUUUGGCUAAGAAGAUCACACAACUGGGCUACUCUUGUUUUUACAUCCAUGCAAAAAUGAUGCAGGAAUACAGAAACCGUGUGUUCCAUGACUUCAGAAACGGUCUGUGUAGAAACCUGGUCUGCACCGAUCUGUUCACGAGAGGAAUUGACAUUCAGGCUGUCAAUGUGGUCAUAAACUUUGAUUUUCCCAGGAACGCAGAGACCUACCUACACCGCAUCGGCAGAUCAGGCAGGUAUGGGCACCUGGGUCUGGCUAUUAACCUCAUCACGUCAGAGGAUCGUUUCAAUCUGAAGGGCAUUGAGGAGCAGCUGUUGACCGACAUCAAGCCCAUACCCAGCAGCAUUGAUAAGAGUCUGUAUGUGGCAGAGUUCCACUCAAUCAACUCUGAAGAGGAGGAGGGUGAGAGGGAGGAUGCACCGUAACUGAAGAAUGGAUGAAUGGUGUCUGGCAUGUUGCACAUCUCUUAAACCUGGAUGAUGUCGGCUUGCAUUCAGUUUGCUCAGUUGUCUGUUAAUAGUUGAUCACUUUCAUGGAUUUGCCAGCUCUGCAGAGCUCACAAACCACUAACUGUUAAUAACCACAACUCAGGUUCAUUGCACUGCUCAAACAAACUGCAGUUUAACAAGUAGGAAUGUUAAGAUGUGGUUUUGGGGAUCACCUUUUGUACACUUUGAACCCACUUUUGUACCCAUUACUACUUCUUAUUGAAAGGGGAUUUUACUACCCUGUAAGGGUUAAAAACAAUUCUGCACUGGUUAGUAUUGUUCAUUUCUGCAUGCUCUUAUAUACACAAAGUGCCUUUACUGAUCACUCCAUGGGCCCCCUGGUUCAGGAUUAUGUGCUGAUUAUAAAAGAAAAAACACAAUUGGUUUGGAUAUGUCUAAAACUGCCUAGAACGUACCAGUUUCUCAGUAGCCAAGAGUUUUCUGUUUUUAAUGUUUGUGGUUGUUUGUCCUUCUUUUCUUUCAUCGGAAAUGCUUCAGUGCAAAUGCUACUAUUAAAAUGCACUCGCCUAUGUUUUCAGCUUGUGUUAAACUGAGCCAACGUGCGUCCUUUUUUGUUAUAAUGUUGUUCAAAAGGUACCAUUUGUUGCAUUUUGUGAGCAGAUGCUUUUACAAAGGUUUAAAAAAAGUAAGAAGAACCAAAGAAUUCAGAUGUGAAUGCCAGUAUCACCAUUCUUAUGUAUGAAAAGAAAUAAAGUCCAGCAUAUUUUUCAUA